This is a messenger RNA of Cylicostephanus goldi, 470 nucleotides long. The record is from the annotation of a GenBank genome assembly. NCBI's taxonomy places the organism in Eukaryota, Metazoa, Nematoda, Chromadorea, Rhabditida, Strongylidae.
AUGCACUUCAGUCAGCCGUUGAUUGUUCGUCAACUGGAGAAAAUGAUACUUCGAUUGGGUGGCUUUGACAUUGACUUUGUCACUGAUGAAGGCUCAGCUUUGCACGUUGCCGCAAUGUUUGGACAAGUGGAAGCGGUGAAAUAUCUUACCAAUGAAGGAAUCAAUCCCCACGUUCGCGACAGCAAGGGUCGAACCGCCCUAGAACUUUUGCGAGAGCACGAACAACACCGUAUCUCGGAUUUGACGCAUAUCAUCCAAAGUCGCGAAGGCUGGAGUGAAUGUCGACAAAUAAUCGAAGGGUAUGUAAAACGGCUAGAGUCUGAUCAUUUCAAUUCGUCUAGUGAUUCGGGUAUAGACCGAAGGGAUUCAGAGAGAAGUGUGGUCGAUGACGACGCUGGGUGCGAUGUGUGGCGACCCUUACCAUCCAGUGCUUUGGGUAGGCCUAUGCUAAGUAUAUUCAUCAAGUAAAA